Molecule: messenger RNA, 3458 nt
Organism: Mercurialis annua (annual mercury)
Lineage: Eukaryota; Viridiplantae; Streptophyta; Magnoliopsida; Malpighiales; Euphorbiaceae
Product: autophagy-related protein 18h
Exons: 9
Coding region: 239-3175 (978 amino acids)
Biological process (GO): autophagy; response to starvation
Cellular component (GO): cytoplasm
Molecular function (GO): protein binding
Source: RefSeq, a predicted model, not a curated record
AUUUUUCGAAAAAAAAAAACAGCAACAAGAAAACACAAAGGAAAAGCAAAGAACCGUUUCUCUCUCUCUAUCUUCCAAGGUCAAAACUCAAACCAAACACCAAUAAUUCCGUACCGGAAUUUAUCUCCACCGCGACGACUCUCUGCUAACCGCCGAUCGUGGUGGCGAACAACUCUUUUUUACCGGUAACUCUCCGGUGACCGGCUGAUAGUUUAUUUUAAUUCGUGUCUGAUUUAUUAUGAAGAAUAACGGAAAAGCGAAUAAUAAUAACAAGAACAGCAAUAACGGCAAUGGUUUUCUCCCUAAUUCAUUGAAAUUUAUUUCUUCUUGUAUUAAAACUGCUUCGUCCGGUGUCCGGUCAGCCAGCGCCUCUGUCGCCGCUUCUAUUUCCGGUGAUAAUCAGGACCGGAGAGACCAGGUUCUUUGGGCGUCCUUUGACAGAUUAGAGCUUGGUCUAUCUUUCUUUAAACAAGUUCUCUUACUUGGCUACUCCAAUGGCUUUCAAGUCAUUGAUGUGGAAGAUGCUUCUGAUGUACUUGAACUCGUUUCAAAGCGAGAUGAUCCUGUUACAUUUUUACAGAUGCAACCCCGCCCUGCAAAUUCUGAGGGUCAUGAAGGAUUUAAAUCAUCACAUCCUUUACUCUUGGUUGUCGCAUGUGAUGAAUCGAAAAGCUCAGAUCAUAUGUUCAGUGGGAGAGAAGGUUCAGUGAGAGAUGGCUAUAAUGAGCCUCAAACAGGAAACUUUUUCAUCUCUCCUACUACAGUGCGAUUUUACUCAUUAAGAUCUCAUAAUUAUGUUCAUGUUCUGCGAUUUCGCUCCACAGUGUAUAUGGUUAGAUGCAGUCCGCAUGUAGUGGCUGUGGGCCUUGCAACACAAAUAUACUGCUUUGACGCUCUCACUCUUGAAAACAAAUUCAGUGUCCUCACUUAUCCUGUCCCUCAGCUAGGAGGCCAAGGGUUGGGUGGCGUUAAUGUUGGAUAUGGUCCAAUGGCUGUGGGUCCCAGGUGGCUAGCUUAUGCUUCCGACAACCCCUUGGUAUCAAGCACAGGCCGCUUAAGUCCACAAUGUCUUACUCCUCCUAUGGGUAUUAGUCCAUCAACUUCACCGGGCAGUGGGAGUCUGAUGGCUAGAUAUGCCAUGGAAUCCAGCAAGCAGUUGGCUUCUGGCUUAAUAAAUUUGGGAGACAUGGGCUACAAGACUCUGUCUAGGUACUGUCAAGAUCUAAAACCUGAGGGUUCUGGCUCUCCUGUAUAUUCUAGUUCCAGUUGGAAACUUGGUCGAGGUGCAACACAAUCUGCAGAAACAGAUAAUGCUGGAAUGGUGGUUGUGAAAGAUUUUGUUUCCAAAGCUGUGGUAUCACAAUUUCGAGCUCAUAGUAGUCCAAUUUCUGCUCUUUGUUUUGAUCCAAGCGGUACACUUCUAGUAUCUGCCUCAAUUCAUGGGAAGAAUAUAAAUAUUUUUCGGAUUAUGCCAUCCUACUCUCAAAGUGGAUCAGGCACUAAAAGUUAUGAUUGGAGCUCUGCUCAUGUUCACCUUUAUAAGCUCCAUCGUGGCAUUACACCAGCUGUGAUACAAGACAUUUGCUUUAGUCAUUAUAGUCAGUGGAUUUCCAUUGUUUCAUCCAGGGGAACUUGCCAUAUUUUUGUACUUUCUCCUUUUGGUGGUGAGAAUGUUCUUCAAAUUCACAAUUCCCAUGUAGAUGGGCCUAGCCUUUUACCAGUUCUAUCUCUACCAUGGUGGUCCACUCCAUCAUUAACAGCAAUUCAGCAAUCUUUUUCUGCAUCACCACCAUCUCCUGUUACCUUAUCCGUGGUGAGCAGAAUUAAGAAUACUGGCUGGCUCAACACAGUUAGCAAUGCUGCAGGGAAGACCUCAGUGCAUUCUGGUGCUAUUGCUGCUGUUUUCCAUAAUUGUGUACCUCAAAAUUUGCAAACUCCUCACAUGAAGAAGGUUAAUGCUUUGGACCACAUAUUAGUUUAUACUCCUUGUGGCCAUCUAGUUCAAUACAAAUUGCUGUCAUCAGUUGGGGGAGAAUUUAAUGAUACUACUCCAGGAGUUGGACAAGCUACUUCUACACUGGUACAAGAUGAGGAAUUGCAUGUAAAUGUUGACUCUGUUCAGUGGUGGGAUGUCUGCCGUAGAGCAGAUUGGCCAGAAAGAGAGGAAUGUAUUUCUGGAAUUACCUUAGGCAGACAAGAAACUACUGAUUUUUCCAUGGAAACAUCUCAAUAUGAAGAUAAUGAUACUGGAAACAUAGAGUCAUUGAAGUCCCAUGAACAGUCUCACCUUUAUAUUUCUAAAGCAGAGGUCCAAAUGAGCUCAUGGAGGAUACCGCUUUGGGAGAAAUCCAAGAUGUCUUUCUACAUAGUUAAUCAUAUUGAGGCUUUGGAAGAGAAUAUCACUGGAGAUUGUGCUGGUGGGGAGGUUGAAGUAGAGAAAGCUCCUGUUCAAGAGGUUGAAAUCAGGCGGAAGGAUUUACUGCCUGUUUUUGACCAUUUUCACCGGACCUUCUUUAACGGGCAUGGCAGGUAUGUCAGUGGUGAAAGAUACCCAACUUUAUUCACUAGUCCUGAUGAUUUGAAAGAGUCAGAAGAUGCUGUUAGUUCCCACUCUAAGUUAGUUUCAGAUGGCUCAGUGUCUAACUCUGAUAAUGGAUCAUUAACAAAAUAUUAUCCUCUCCAAUCUGAUAAAAAUAACGUUGGCAAAGGAGGCAUUCCUGUUAUGGCAUCAGCUUCCCGCUAUAAAAAUUCUAUUAAUAAAGAUGGUGGUUCAGAUUCUUUUAAGCAGUCUCAAAUGGGUAUUUCUCCUGAGGAUAGUAGUUCUGUUGAUAGUGACAUAACAUUUUCAACAAAUGGCUCACGUUCUAGAACAAUCGCAAAAGGAAUGCAAUCUUCAAAUAGUGGUGUGACUAGUGACGCUUCAAACACAAGUUCCAAUCGUUCUGACUUGAGCAUGAACAUCAUAGAUGAAGGACCAACAAAUGAUUCACUGGAUUUUGAGCAGCUGUUUCAAGAGGGUUACUGUAAAGUAUCAGCCAUGAAUGCAUGUCUUGAAGCAACAGAAGUAAGUUUUACUGGCAACAACAGCAGUCCUUGUGAUUUAGAGAAAUCUGAGGAAGAUGGUGACAGUGACGAUAUGCUCGGAUGUGUUUUUGCUUUCUCUGAAGAAGGUUGACUGUCUUCCCAUUUCCAACUCUGCUGAAUUGUUACCGCCUUUCAUUUCAAUCAGUCUGUUGGGACUAGGUUGGUCAAGCGUAAUGGAGGGUUAGAUACUAAUUGAUAAAAAAAAUUCCAGGUAAUCUCCUCAUAAUGUUGGAAACGUUACCGACUGAUUAAUAGAAAGAUCAUUGCUAGUGCAAAUGCCUGGCUUCUCGUCUUCUAAUUCUCAUCAUGUACAUGCUGUAAAUUGAUAUUUAUAAAACGAAAUUAUUUGUGUGAAAAGUUCAUUCUGUUCUGUA